This is a messenger RNA of Emiliania huxleyi CCMP1516, 552 nucleotides long. RefSeq lists its product as hypothetical. The record is from RefSeq and is a predicted model, not a curated record. The transcript has a single exon. Lineage: Eukaryota; Haptophyta; Isochrysidales; Noelaerhabdaceae. The annotation marks the transcript as partial.
GCCGAGGGGGGGCGCCUGAACCCGCUCGAGAAGGACGUCAUCACGCCGCUCUGCAAGCGGCGCGGCGAGCCGUCGCGCAACUUGAUCGUCUCGCUGGUGCACCCCUCCCAGGCGACGGUCCAGCCUGCGUGCACAUCCUCGGCGCAGUUUUCGGUCCGAGGCGGAUCGCUCGACCUCGCGCUCCAGCAGCGCUCGUCGGACGUGAUUCUCGGGCUGCCGCACGACGCGUACGUCUGGUCGGUGAUCCUCCACCUCGUGGCCCGGGAGGUGCGCCGCCGCACUGACGGCGAGGUGGCGCUGAGCGCUGGUCGUCUCAGCAUUCACCUCCCCGCUGGCAGCGCACAUGCGUACGCUGUGAAUGAGGAUGCCCUGCGAGAGCUGUCUCGCCGUGCGCCGAAGGGCGGUGUUGCCCCACGGGUGCUUCUGCGUCGGGACGCACCCGGCCUCUUCGAACUUGCAGCGCUGGACGAUUCGCCAGCGAUGCUUAGAGUGGAGGGCUACGAUGAUUCGUGCUGCCACCCGCGAAUUGUGGUCGCGCAGGCGAAUGGAUGA